Penaeus indicus is the source of this 1235-nucleotide messenger RNA. RefSeq names its product U7 snRNA-associated Sm-like protein LSm11 (gene Lsm11). Lineage: Eukaryota; Metazoa; Arthropoda; Malacostraca; Decapoda; Penaeidae. Gene Ontology annotation, biological process: mRNA 3'-end processing by stem-loop binding and cleavage. The transcript has 5 exons. Gene Ontology annotation, molecular function: U7 snRNA binding. Gene Ontology annotation, cellular component: U7 snRNP. The record is from RefSeq and is a predicted model, not a curated record. The coding region runs from base 1 to 1035 and encodes 344 amino acids.
AUGGCGAGCCGAGACGAACUGGACUUCCUUUCCGAGUCUUUCAAUCCCGAAAAAGUACUCUCCUCCACAGAAACUGAAGUCCCAGUUCCCGAGGCUGAGGAAUACGAGGACUUAAACGCCCUUAGGAAUGUGGUUCACAGUCAGACGUUUAAUGUUGUUCGAGAAUUGCCCGGUGUGUACGGGCAUGGAGGCAUUCCAAAGGCAGCCGUGAACACUGGUCCAGUUGAGAGGAAAUUUACAGAAGAUCAAGGGCUGCUGCAGAGUCGCGGUCCCCGUCGGCGGCGCAAUGUGAUCAGUCGCAUGCAGGAGAUGAAGGGUCCCCUGGCCGUCCUCCGCCGGUGCAAGGAGGAGAACAUCCGGGUCAAGGUGUACACGAGGAACCAGAGCGAGGUGCGCGGCGUGCUCACGGGGUUCGUGGUGGCCUUCGACAAGCACUGGAACCUGGCGCUGCGGGACGUGGACGAGGUUUUCCAGAAGAAGAUCCGCUGCAAGAAGCACGCCCUUGGCGACGUGUCACGGUACCUCAACGUGGGCGACCUGAGCAUCCAAGACGACCUCGAAAGCGUGGGCAGCGUGAGCGGGCUCAGCGGCAGCGAGGAGGAGGCGAAGAACCCGAGGAAGGUGAAGGACCCAACCCCUGCGUGGGUGGCAGCCGCGACGUGGGACCGACACACCUCUUUAGAAAACACUCGAAGUGGAUCAAGGAGGACCACCUCCGCCGCCGAAGCCAAGCCAGGACGUGAUCCACGCGGAGUGAGGCCGCUUGGGGUCGGAGGAGGACCCUGCCUGGACGCGGUGGAGCGGCGCGCCCUCGACUCGCAGAGGGUCUCAAGAUGCCACCCGCACACCAGCGAGGCCCGCGACGCCCUCAGACUUCAGCUCGGACACGGGGAACGCCAGGAAGAGGAGGAAGAAGAAGGGGAAACGAAGAAGAAGCGAAGAAGGAGGAAGAAAAGGGAAAUCAGAAAACGCCAUGUGAAUCAGUUGCUUGUGCGUGGAGAGAACGUUGUGUUGAUAUCUGUAAUGGAGCCUUGACGGCUGGGACGCCUUCAAGGAUCGGGGUGAAGGAAAAGCAUAAUGCUUUUUUCAGCAUAUGAGUAAAGGACUUAAGAAUAAAAGUGAUAACAUUAGUUUUACAUGCAUAUCCAUGUCUCCGGCUGCUGACUUACCUUAAACGAUUGUAGGUGUCAGUUCCUGAAAAUAAAAAAAGGCCUUUAUAUUUUUUUGGAAUAAAA